Messenger RNA from Panicum virgatum (switchgrass), 1735 nucleotides. RefSeq names its product peroxisome biogenesis protein 2-like. The transcript has 9 exons. The coding region runs from base 353 to 1366 and encodes 337 amino acids. Lineage: Eukaryota; Viridiplantae; Streptophyta; Magnoliopsida; Poales; Poaceae. Gene Ontology annotation, cellular component: peroxisomal membrane. The record is from RefSeq and is a predicted model, not a curated record. Gene Ontology annotation, molecular function: zinc ion binding. Gene Ontology annotation, biological process: protein import into peroxisome matrix.
GAGCCAGCUCGUUGGACGAGGGAGGAUUCCCUUUCCCCUCUUCUACCGCGAGCACUUGUACUAGCUCAUCAGCGCCGGCGACCUCACCGCCCGCGACGGGACGCAUCUUGCCGUCGGCCCACCUUCCUUCGGAGACAUCUCAUCGAGCGGUUGAUCCGACGCCCGCGCCAUCUCUGCUCUAUGCUAGCACCGGGCCGGCGCUGGAGAGGGGGUAUUUGGACCUAGCUUCACUUGUCCGGAUUGUGCUUCUGGUUUAGUUCCGACUCUUCCUCCUCGCCGCACGAGGCGAAAUCCACCUGAGGUGCGGUCGCAGUUUAUUUCCCAAGAAUUUGUGGGGUUCAACUGAACCUCUAUGCCCCACGUUGAGUCCGCCGCUGCUUCGGACGGGCCGCCGCCACAGGACGCAUGGCACGCCGAGUUUCAACGCCUCGUCCCGCUGUGGGAGUCGCUGCGCGAGACAUCCAAGGUCAUUAUACCAAUUUCAAUAUCUAGGGUGAACCAGUUUGAUGCUGCAAGGCUAGAUGUUGAGAUGUCUGCCAUGUUGAAAGAGCAGCUAGUCAAAGUGUUCUCCUUAAUGAAGCCAGGACUCUUAUUCCAAUAUGAGCCUGAGCUCGAUGCUUUCCUCGAAUUCCUCAUCUGGAGGUUCUCAAUUUGGGUUGACAAGCCAACCCCAGGCAAUGCACUGAUGAACCUAAGGUAUAGAGAUGAGCAGGCAGCACCCAUCACUGGAACAGAAGUAAGAACAGGUUUGGAAGGACCUGGGCUUUCUGUUUCUCAAAAGAUACUUUAUUGUAUUAGCUUUGUCGGUGGCCAAUAUAUAUGGUCAAGAUUGCAGUCUUUUUCUGCUUUCCGUCGAUGGGGUGAUUCUGAACAGAGACCACUAGCACGCCGCGCCUGGGGUUUAGUGCAGAAUGCUGAAGGAUUGUACAGAGCCGCUUCAUUCUGUAACCUGUUAUUGUUCCUUUAUGGUGGAAGGUACAAAACUAUUGUAGAAAGAAUUCUGAAAGCAAGACUUGUUUACGAGAGUCCCAACAUGAAUAGAGCUGUUAGCUUUGAGUACAUGAAUCGGCAGCUAGUUUGGAAUGAGUUUUCGGAAAUGUUGCUUUUGCUUCUUCCACUCUUAAACUCAUCCUCAGUAAAGAAGUUCCUUCUCCCCUUCUCCAAAGAUAACUCGGCAGGUUCUUCUGGUGAUGAAGCAGAUUGCCCUAUAUGUCGGUCCAGGCCUAGCAUUCCUUUUGUAGCUCUUCCAUGUCAACACAGGUACUGUUAUUAUUGUCUACGCACACGGUGCUCAGCUACGAGUUCUUAUAGAUGCCCACGUUGUAACGAGGUGGUUCUUGCAAUUCAAAGACAGGGAUCAGUUUAGUUAACUUAGUCGGGUUCAAGAAUUCUUGCCCAUGUACACAGACUAGCCCAUUGAUAUUCGUACUAAGAAGUUUAGAUGGCCCCAUCGAGAAUAUGCAUCAUGACAUGUACAUGUUAUGGCCCAAGUAUGAACAAUUUUGAUGCCAUUAAAUGCUGGUUGUACAUAGAAUGUCACGUUUGUAUUUUAUGAGUAAACUCUGCAAAUUGUUAGGCAGCUGUCCGCCAAGGCUCAAGAGUUUUUCUUUGGAUAAGGAAUUUCUUGUAUUCUUAGUGUUUAUAGCCUGGUCUUCGGAAAAAGAAAAGUAGGGUGUCUCAUGCACGUGUGUAAAAAACAUUUUGAUAUAAAAAUCAUAAUUGUGGUAUAUUUUUA